ACUAGUUUUAAACGCCUUUCACUGGGAACAAAACAUAAAUUCUAAUCACAGUUUGGUUUUAGCAAUGACCGAAGAAACACCAUCGUCUCUUCAGCAAGAUGAUCCUGUGGAUAUGGAAGGCACAGGAUCAGAUGUAGAACUCGAAAGAGGAGGGAAACAAGCAAAACUUGACGAAGAAGACAGCGACAAUGAUUCCACCGUCAGCAGUUCCAAUUCGAAUUCAACACAAGCCACAAUUGGAAAGAGAGGAUUCCGUGGAAAAGGCAGAAAGAAGAAAAGUUUAGCGUUCAAAUGCGCGAAUUUUCUUAGGGAGGAUCACAAACAGCCUAUAUUUGCUGUGCAGUUUAAUCACAAUGUACCAGAAGGAACAGAUGAUCUCAACAUGUUUGCAACAGUUGGAAGUAACAGGGUGACAAUCUACCAGUGUGAAGCAAAAGGUGUGAUCAAGCUACUUCAAGCAUAUAUGGAUGCCGAUCCAGAGGAGAGUUUCUACACAUGUGCAUGGUCCUACCAUCCUGAUACAGGGGAGCCUUUGCUUGCUAUUGCUGGUACAAGAGGAAUCAUCAGAUUCAUCAGUCCAAUAAGCAUGAAUUGUAUCAAGCAUUAUAUUGGUCAUGGAGGAGCCAUUAAUGAACUCAAGUUUCAUCCAGUGGAUCCUUAUUUACUUCUAUCAGCAAGCAAAGAUCACAGUCUAAGACUUUGGAAUAUCAAAACAGAUGUGUUAGUUGCAAUAUUUGGUGGAGUGGAUGGACAUAGAGAUGAAGUCCUCAGUACAGACUUUGAUAUUCUGGGUGAAAAGAUGGUGUCCUGUGGUAUGGAUCACUCACUGAAGAUAUGGUCUCUUCAAACUGAUGCUGUCAAGAAGGCUAUUGCGGAGUCCCAUUCUUACGAUCAAAGCAAAACUGAGAAAGCUUUUCACACUGUCAAGCUCCACUACCCUGACUUCACCACCCGCGACAUUCAUAGAAACUAUGUGGAUAGUGUUCGCUUCUUUGGUGACCUCAUCUUGUCUAAGUCAUGUGAAAACUGCAUUGUAUGCUGGAAACCACAAGAGCGAUUUGAGGACAUUUUUAAUGGGCCUUUCAAUUCUGAUCGGGUUGUAACAGUGCUUCACCGGUUCGAGUUUUCCCAGUGUGAUAUCUGGUACAUGAGAUUCUCGUUAGAUUACGAACAAAGGCUAAUGGCGGUUGGGAAUCAAACAGGGAAGACAUUCGUUUGGGAUAUUGGCGUUGACGAUCCAACAAAAGCUAGAUCGACAACGCUUGGGCACAACAAGUGUGUAUCGGCCAUCAGACAGACGGGAUUUAGUAAGGACGGCAAGAUUCUAAUAUCUGUUUGUGAUGACGGAACGUUAUGGAGGUGGGACAGAGUCAGAUAAAAAUCUGUUCUGUCGUGUCACUGGUUUGAUGUAUAAUAACUCGGACAACACAUUUUUUUUACUGUAUAUUUUUCGUCCUAUAACAAACUUUUGUUUAAUUAAAGAGACUGGUUUUCAAAGAG
Pocillopora verrucosa is the source of this 1500-nucleotide messenger RNA. RefSeq names its product polycomb protein eed-like. NCBI's taxonomy places the organism in Eukaryota, Metazoa, Cnidaria, Anthozoa, Scleractinia, Pocilloporidae. Gene Ontology annotation, cellular component: ESC/E(Z) complex. Gene Ontology annotation, molecular function: nucleosome binding; protein binding. The record is from RefSeq and is a predicted model, not a curated record. Gene Ontology annotation, biological process: heterochromatin formation; negative regulation of transcription by RNA polymerase II.